Molecule: messenger RNA, 2088 nt
Organism: Arachis ipaensis
Lineage: Eukaryota; Viridiplantae; Streptophyta; Magnoliopsida; Fabales; Fabaceae
Product: SNARE-like superfamily protein
Cellular component (GO): membrane
Source: RefSeq, a predicted model, not a curated record
GAUACAAGUGUGACUAGGCCAUGUGAGGAUGGCCGCCGACACAAUUUGCAAGCUGCAUGUUUUUGAUACCCUUAACAAAGGAGAUUGCUGAGCUGAAACCUCUUGUCUUGAUCUUCUUCUUGUUAUUUUUUUAAUAUAGAAAUUACUUUUAGGCUUUUAGGAGGUGCAUCCAUAUGGGGGUGUCCUGAAGCCUUUGGACUUUGUAAUGGAAUGGAUGCAUCUUUAUCCUUUCACUAGAGUAAUUUCAUUUCAUAAUUUCUCAAAUGUUGAAUUUUAUAGUGCAUAGUCACCGUAGUCAGCAAAGAGCGUGUCCACCACAGAAUGCAACAGGUAACGACAAUAACAGUUGGCUUGGCUCCAAGCUCCGCAGAUCAAAGCUCUUUUUUUUUUUUUUCCUUUUUCUUUUUCCAUUUUCCCUUUCUUUUAUUUUCUUUUCUCUCAAACAAACUUCAUUCCCUUUCUUCUAAAAUUCUUCCUCCCAAUUUCAAAAACCCUAAAACAACGAUCAACAUCAGUUUCACAACAUCAAGAAUAAAACCAAUCUCUUCUUUUUGAUCUAUUUCGGUUGGGCAACAAUUCUCAAUGCCAAUUCUACUCUUACCCGAAUCAAAUUCAAAAGUCAAAACCCCACAAAUUUCCAAUUUCCAAUUUCUCCUUUGAUUCGGAUUCCCAGAAUGGUGACGGAUCCGGAGCUGAUCAAAUACGUGUGCAUUGCAAGGGCCACCACCGUCCUGGCCCACCGCCGCGCCACCACCGCCGAUCCCGACGUCGAGUGCCUCGCUUCCAAAUGCAUCGCUCUGGCACCUCCGAACCACUCUCUCUUCACCCAAACCCUAAAACGCCGCUCUUACACCUUCCUCAUAGACCCUCCCUUCGUCUUCUUCGCCAUCUUUGACCACCGGUUAAUCAAGCCCUUCCAGCUCCGCUUCCUCCACCGCCUCCGCGACUCCUCCUCCGCCUUCCUCCGAUCCCAACCCCCAACCAAAGAUGAUGACUUUGUAGCGUUCUGCUUUCAGUCCCAAUUCGAUUCCAUAUUCGGCGAAACGCUCGAUUUCGAAUCAGGGGGGACCGACGCCGCCCCCGUUUCGAGAAGCCCUAUCGUGGAAUCUCCAUCCACCGCCGCCAACAAGAUAGGGAGGUCGCCGUCGACGGUGCCGCUCCUCGGGAAGCCACAGGAGGGGAUGUUGUUGAAAAAGAAGAAGAGGGUGGUGGAGGCCGUCAACGGAGAAGUCAAAGACGGUGGUGGCUCGCCGGAGAACAAGGUGGACGUUUGUUCCGACGAAGCAAACGGCGGCGGCGGAACAAGGGACUUCUCGCUAGGGGUGGCGGCGAAGGGUGGUUGCGUGGCCAACGAUCAUCAUCGGCAGAAAGCGAAGCAUAUAUGGAAGAAGCACGUUUGGGUGGUUCUGCUUCUUGAUUUGUCCGUUUGCAUGGUUUUGUUCGUGAUUUGGUUAUGGGUUUGCAGCGGAUUUAAGUGCAUGACCUAUUGAAUUUUGAAGAUCAUAAAAAAACUCAGAUAAAAAUUGGAACUUUUUUGGAGGAAAUGGAAAGGGGAUUUUAAUUUCUUUCGGUUUUUGUCCCUUCUUCAUUUGGGGAAAGGGAUUAUUAGCUUCUUUGUUUCUAUUCGCAGAAAUAGAGGGGUUGAUCACAGUCACAUGAACAUGCUCUGUUGUAUAUUGGAGAAAAGAAAAACAAACCUUUGGGUAUGUAUAUGGUGAUUUUGGUGGUGGUGGGGUGGGUUCUAUUUGAUUUAAUUUGAUUCUUGAGCUUUUGUUUUUUAUUUCCUUUUUGGAAAUUUACCUUUUUUUUCCAUGGGAAUUGAGAUAUGGAGAAAAGAUCCCAUUGAUUCAAGUUGUUCCUCAAUUGUGCAAAGUUACAGAUUCCAAAAAGAUGUUGACUAUGACUAUGAUAUGUUUUUCUGCUACUUGUUAAGCAUAAUUGAGCUUUCUCUUGUUAAGUUCAUGGAUUCUAUUCUUUUAGAUUGUAUUUGAACAGGUGAAGAAGUAGUUUGAUGCACUUCUUUUCCGUACAUCAAUGAAUGAUACAGUAACAUCAUGAGAAUAUGCAGAAUGAAAAAUUGCUGCUCAA